AUGCCGGGGCAGUCGGUGUCCCCAGGCUGCUCGGACCGCAGUGACCCCGUCCCCGGGUCCCAGAAAGCCGACCUUAGUGGCGACGCCACGGCGGCCACCAUCAACCACUCGCUGAUACUGCUGCAGCGCCGGGGGGGGCUCUCCGGCAGCGACUCGGUGCUGCGGGUGCGCACGGCCGCCUCCGACGAGGCCAAGGUCUUCCAUACCCACCAGCUGCUUCUCAGCCUCCAGAGCGAGGUCUUUGAGAGCCUCCUGCGCAACCAGAGCAUCGUCACGCUGCACGAGCCACCCGAGACGGCUGCGCUCUUUGAGAAGUUUAUCAGGUACCUGUACUGCGGGGGGGUGUCCAUCCUGCUGCACCAAGCCAUCCCCAUGCACCAGCUGGCCAGCAAGUACCGGGUGUGGGGGCUGCAGCCCGGCGUGGCCGACUACAUGAAGACCCACUUGGCCAGCGAGUCGAGCCAGGGCCACGUCGUGGGCUGGUACCACUACGCCGUGCGCAUCGGGGACGCGGCGCUGCAGGAGAGCUGCCUCCAGUUCCUGGCCUGGAACCUCUCGGCCGUGCUGGGCAGCGCCGAGUGGGGCCGCGUCUUGUUGAAGCAUCCCUACAGCUUCCACCAGAGCUCGGACGAGGCGGCCGACUUCCUCGCCCACGCCGACCUGCAGAAGCGCACCUCCGAGUACCUCAUCGACAACUCCCUGCACCUCCACAUCAUCAUCAAACCCGUCUACCACUCCCUCAUCAAGGCGAAGAAGUAA
Messenger RNA from Charadrius vociferus (killdeer), 759 nucleotides. RefSeq names its product BTB (POZ) domain containing 17 (gene BTBD17). The record is from RefSeq and is a predicted model, not a curated record. Gene Ontology annotation, molecular function: protein binding. Lineage: Eukaryota; Metazoa; Chordata; Aves; Charadriiformes; Charadriidae.